AUGGGAUUUAUGAAAAGUGCCAUCUCUAUAUCUGAGGAUGAAACUUGGAAGAGAAUACGAACAUUGCUAUCUCCAACCUUCACCAGUGGAAAGCUCAAGGAGAUGUUCCCCAUCAUUGGCCAGUAUGCAGAUGGGUUGGUCAGCAACCUGAGGAAGGAAGCAGAGAAAGGCAAGCCCAUCCCCUUGAAAGAUGUGUUUGGGGCCUACAGCAUGGAUGUGAUUACUGGCACAUCAUUUGGAGUGAACAUCGACUCCCUGAACAACCCACAAGAUCCCUUCGUGGAAAAUAUCAAGAAGCUCUUAAAAUUUAAUUUACUUGACCCAUUCAUUUUCUGCCUAACACUCUUUCCAUUCCUUGGCCCAGUUUUUGAAGCAUUUAAUAUUUUUAUAUUCCCAAAAAGUGUGACUGAUUUUUUCAAAAAAUCUGUAAAAAGAAUGAAAGAAAAUCGCCUCCAAGAUAAACAAAAGCACCGAGUGGAUUUACUUCAGCUGAUGAUUAACUCUCAGAAUUCCAAAGAAACAGACUCCCAUAAAGCUCUGAGUGAUCUGGAGCUUGUUGCCCAGUCUAUUAUCUUUCUGUUUGCCGGCUAUGAGACCACUAGCAGUUCUCUUUCUUUCCUUAUGUAUUUGCUGGCCACUCACCCCGAUGUGCAGCAGAAAUUGCACAAGGAGAUUGAUGCAACGUUUCCCAAUAAGGCAAUUCCCACCUAUGAUGCCCUGGCACAGAUGGAGUAUCUUGACAUGGUGAUGAAUGAAUCCCUCAGAUUAUUCCCAAUUGCUGGUAGACUUGAGAGGGUCUGUAAGAAGGAUGUGGAAAUCAAUGGGGUGUUCAUUCCCAAAGGGACAGUCGUGAUGGUGCCAAGCUUUGUUCUUCACCUCGACCCGACGUACUGGACAGAGCCUGAGGAGUUCCGUCCUGAAAGGUUUAGCAAGGAGAACAAGGACAGCAUAAAUCCUUACAUAUACACACCCUUUGGAAGUGGACCCAGAAACUGCAUCGGCAUGAGGUUCGCUCUCAUGAACAUGAAAAUUGCUCUCGUCAGAGUUCUGCAGAACUUCUCCUUCAAACCUUGCAAAGAAACACAGAUUCCUGUGGAACUAGAUUUUCAAGGAAUUAUUCAACCAAAAAACCCCAUUAUUUUAAAGGCUGAGUUGAGAGAUGGGACUGUAAGUGGAGCCUGACUUUCCCUAUGAACUUACACUUUGUUCUUCAAGGAAGUUGUAUCCCCUGACACCAGAAAUCUCAGUGUACUUUGUGAAUAAAAAAAACAGAAAUGAAGAUGGGCUUAACCUACUGCACUUGAUGGAUGACUAGGGAGUCUGUACAUUCACUUAUCUUCUCAGUGUCUAUACAGAGUAUUACCUAUUGUGUAAUAUAAGAGAGGUGACUAAAUAAGUAGACCGAGUUUAUUGGGUUCUUAUAAUACUAUCUCCAUCUAUUCCCACUUAGUAUCAUCUACUUACUUAGUACUAAUCAUGAAUACAAAUUUCUCUAUAAUUUUCUCAACAAACCUUAAUGAAAACAAGAAUCAUUAUGGAAAUGGCAAU
Myotis lucifugus (little brown bat) is the source of this 1548-nucleotide messenger RNA. RefSeq names its product cytochrome P450 3A12-like. Gene Ontology annotation, biological process: steroid metabolic process; oxidative demethylation. The transcript is spliced from 9 exons. The record is from RefSeq and is a predicted model, not a curated record. Gene Ontology annotation, molecular function: heme binding; iron ion binding; oxidoreductase activity, acting on paired donors, with incorporation or reduction of molecular oxygen. The coding region runs from base 1 to 1182 and encodes 393 amino acids. NCBI's taxonomy places the organism in Eukaryota, Metazoa, Chordata, Mammalia, Chiroptera, Vespertilionidae.